AUGAUGAGCCGCAGGUCGUGUCAGCUGGUUGAGGUCGUGUGUCGUGGGCCGCCGUUUGAAGGUCUAAAAUGGUGCACUAUUUCUGGAAAUUUUCGUUGCACCUUUUUGAGCAUAUUCCCCGGGGGAACAUCCCGGAGGAAUUUCUUCUUCAAAAAGGAGAGCGACAGAAUAGGAGAAACGACAAAUUUGCUGGCAAAACUGAAUUUAAAAAAAUUCGUAAAAAAAGGAAGAAAUGAGGGAGGGAUAACCUACUCGAAGGAGGCAGAGCGGAGAAAGAAGAACUGUUCUGGUCAAUCGUCAGACCAAACGGAUAAGGAACAUCUUCAAAAUGUAGACACGCUGACCGAAGGCGACGUACAAAGAAUUGAUAAAAUUCUUGCAGAGUUCACCAGAGAGACAAAGCAGCGAAAUGGAGAGGGACACCUGCUAGAACUGAUCGGAUUAAGAAGCAGCGGAGAGAACAUCAAAGAAGCCUGUCUGGUCUGCAUACGUGCAUGCGAUAUGAUUCUAAAAAAAAUGUGCAAAGAGGAAAACAUCUUCAAAAUCGUUAACAUGGUAGAUACCGUUUCAAAUAAUUUAUGCAAAUUAGGAGACGCACUGGAAGUGCUGAGGAAUCUGCACACAAACCAAGGGGUGAUGGCGAGGGCACAUGAGGCGUUGGAGAAGCUAACCAGCUACAUCGACAUAGUUAACAUUGACGAGGAAAUCUACCAUUUUUUAAAAACAAAAUAUGAGCAACAUGCACAUAAGCUAGAUCAGGAGCACGCCGAAGUUCUCCUCAAUAUGAUCGUGUCCAUGGAAAACCAAGGGGUCCACAUAAAGGAUAAGAAACAAAGACUAGAAUAUUUGGAACUCCAGGCACAAGAAAAAUAUAUUUCCUUUCAUGCUACACAGAACGUGGCAAAUGAAUAUGACGGUGUGUUCAUACAAAAGAUGAGACUGCUGCCUUUUAUCGAGGAGCAGGUGAUACAUAAUUACCAGGAAAAAAUAAAACCUCUUAUUGAAAGUGGAAAAGUAAAAAAAAAUUACACACGUGAAAGACUCGACUCAGCCGAGUGGGUAUUUCUCCUCCAGGACAGCUCCUUCAUCAUGACGGUGCUUGAAAAUGUCAAUGAUGAAGAGGUAGCAAGGAGCGCCCACGCGCUACUGAAGAAGCCAAACCAGACAUUCCUAAAAAACAUACUGGUUCUGCAGUAUUAUAGAGAUAUGCUAACCCAAUUUCGCAAUUUUAAAAACUUCAGUGAGUACUCUCUAAAAAAUUGCAUCCUAAACAGCCCCGACAAGGUCCACUAUUUUCUGAGGAAUUUUUUUAAUACUAUUUUGCCCCACUUUUUUGAAGAGCUGCGGUUUGUGGAGAGGUACAUCGAAGCGGUUUCAUCCAGAGGGAAGAAGACAAAGGCGAAGCGUUCCCACAGCGGUGCAGUGCACGGUGCGGUGGAAGGCGCCCCAGAAAACGUCUCCGAAAGUACCUUAGAAACCCCCAAGCAGUGGUGCAACACAGCUGAUAACCACCCCUGUAGCAGGGACGGAGAAGGAAGGCACUCCAAGCUAACCCCGGAAAACGUGUUCUACUACAUGAACCAAAUACGGAAGGAAAAGCUCAAACCGAUCGAGGCGAAAAUGAAAAACCGCUUGACUCUGUAUCAGGUCAUUCGCUUUGUCGUAAACCUCUUGAAGGAUUCCUACCUCUUGGAGAUGGUGAACGUUGCGCCGUUGCCGAACGAACUGUGGGACGAGAGCAUAUUAAAAUUUGAGAUAAGGGACGGGACCUACACAUACGGUUACGUAUAUAUGGACCUGUUCGAGCGAGAAAACAAGAGCCAUUCAAUUGCUCAGUACACCGUUCGGUGCUCCAAAAAUAUGAACGCCUGCUUGAAGCACCAGUGGUUUGAGGAAAGCGCGCGCGAGUUUCCCUUCUUCUACACGGGCAUCGUGCGGGGCGGCAUAGACAUCGACACGGACAGGGACAUCGGAAGUGGAACCACCCACGACACGGCCAAGUGCCCAUCAGAUGGGAGGAGACCUCACACACAAACCCACCAACAACCACAGCAACAACCCCACCAACAAACCUACCGACAGACCACGUCGACCUUCCUUGUCUGCAACUUCAGUAUAAAAUUGAGCGACCUCGAGGGGACAGCCUCCGCGAGUAAGCCCCCUCAGGAUAACAUCUUCAUAAAUGAACAAAUAGCCAACUCACUUGGAAGAAUAAAAAUGUCCCUCGACAAGGUCAACAUCUUUCUGCACGAAUUUGGGCACACACUCCACUGCAUACUGAGCUCCACAUAUCUGCAGCAUCUGUCUGGAAAUAGGGGUGGCGUAGACUUCUCAGAGUUCUCGUCUCACUUUUUUGAGGAAUAUUUAAACAGUUACGAUGCGUUGUUGCGACUGUAUGGAGGGGAUGGUGAAGAGGCGGAGGAGAGCCAUGAAAAGACGGAGACGAUGGUAAAAAGUUAUUUGGAUAGAAAAAAUAUUCUCUGUUAUUAUUUCAUCAUGCAAGUUACGAUUCAGUCCAUCAUUGACCAAAUUUUUUAUUGUCUGUCGGACAAAUCCAGUUGCAUUUCUGAGAGAAAUGACCUAAUUGAGAAGAAAAUAAAUGAGUACUUCUCGGGGGUGUACUACAAGGACAUAUUCAUACUCGAGUUAUUUCCGCAGAUUCAUUUUUCCAAAACGACACAUCUGGUGCAUUAUCCUGCCAAUUAUUUCUGUUAUCUGUACUGCUCCGUGUUGUCCAAAUAUGUUUGGGAACGGACGUUCAAGCGGGAUUUGAUGAAUCGGGCGAAGGGCGCCGAAAUUGUGAACUUCAUGCGCGGGGGCUCGGUCAACUCCAGCUUAAGAAACAUCAUUGCACUGGUGGAAGAUGACUUGGAGAAGGUUGAGUACUACACGGAAAAUCCGCAACACCUGCCACUUGACGAUUUUUUGGAGCAUUACUCGGGUGAAAACAAGAACGAGGAAUACAACUCCUUUUUGGAGGCCCUCUAA
Messenger RNA from Plasmodium inui San Antonio 1, 2988 nucleotides. RefSeq lists its product as hypothetical. NCBI's taxonomy places the organism in Eukaryota, Apicomplexa, Aconoidasida, Haemosporida, Plasmodiidae. The transcript is spliced from 2 exons. Gene Ontology annotation, biological process: proteolysis; peptide metabolic process. The coding region runs from base 1 to 2988 and encodes 995 amino acids. The record is from RefSeq and is a predicted model, not a curated record. Gene Ontology annotation, cellular component: mitochondrion. Gene Ontology annotation, molecular function: metalloendopeptidase activity.